Messenger RNA from Solea solea (common sole), 3233 nucleotides. RefSeq names its product sperm autoantigenic protein 17 (gene spa17). The transcript is spliced from 7 exons. Lineage: Eukaryota; Metazoa; Chordata; Actinopteri; Pleuronectiformes; Soleidae. The coding region runs from base 171 to 2342 and encodes 723 amino acids. The record is from RefSeq and is a predicted model, not a curated record. Gene Ontology annotation, molecular function: calmodulin binding.
UUUCAACCGUUGCUUGGAAACACAUGACGACAAAAGCUAAUGUAAUGGUGGACACGAGUUGCAAGUAAUUCGAGCAAGGAAGACAAUAAAGGAAGAGUGUACAUUAACUACAGAGGGAAACAUCCUCUCCAGGUCAGACUACAUCUAAGAUUAUCCUUUUUAAAAGAAAAAUGGCAACAUUCUCCAACACUCACCUGCGGAUCCCGGAAGGAUUUGCUGAACUCCUGAUGGGACUGGCCAAAGAAGUGUUACGAGACCAGCCGGAAGACAUCCCUAAAUUUGCUGCUGAGUACUUUGAGGUGCUUUUCAAACAACGAGAAGAGAGCGGCAUGGACCAUGCCGAGUGGACUGCGAAACAGGAAAGUAGCAUGACCCAUGCAUUCAAAGAUAGUAGGGUUAGUGCUGGAGAAGAGUCUGCGUCUGACAUCCGAACGUCCAAAGGAAAAUCUAAUGAGUCCACAAGUGAAAAUGAAACAAGUAAUUCAGCAGAAGCCUCACAACUUCCCACCACUCAACCUAAUUUCUCUGAGGAGGAUCAUUUAACUGAAAGCACAGCAGAAGAAAAUCACAAUAUUUCAGCGGAGAAGGGAUUUUGCGAAGAGGAAUCUAUCAAACUCCCCCUGACUGCAGACGUGCAAUCAGAUAAACUGAGUGGGACAGAGGACGAGAAAGACCCGACGAUAUAUAAAGCUGAUAAAUCCGACAGGGCAGCUCAAGAAACAGAUACCAGUUCUGCUAUAGAGCGAGAUGUGUCAGUGUCUGUGUCCACUGACAGGCUAUCAUUCAGUGGGGUUUCAAAUCUAGAUGUGUGUGCUCAGGAGUUAGGAACAGCGGAAGAUGGUGGAAGUGAUACACAAGAAAGUGCCAUGUCAGAGUCAGAGAUGGAGGGAGAGGAAAACAGUGAAGUGAAAGAAUCAGCGGUCGUUCCACAUUCUGGCCUAGCUGAUCAUGUGGACAUUUGUGCAACAGAGCUGGGAGGGACAGAAAGAAAAACGGAGAAUGUCACUGGUGAUAAGGAUACACACAGCAUUGAGGAGGAAAGCUUUAAACCCCAACCAGAAGAAGCUAUUGUACAAUUACCACUGGCUCAGUUUGAGACACCUGAGGGCAAUCAACAAGAGGUAGAAGAUCAGGCACGAAACACCAAGGAGGAAGAUGAAACAGAUACUAAAGCCUCUGCUGGGGAAACACAUGAAGGUCUGGCUCAUAAUGAGAGUGCUUUAGACUUUAAUGCUACACCUGAGGAGGAUUCAUUGGUUGAGAUUAGCUUUGAAGAUGUUCCAGAGGCUCAGCAGAUUACUGAGGUUAAAGAGAAACAGCCAGAGGGAAAGGGCUCAGUUGAUGUAUUACAGACUGAGCUAUUAGAAGAAAUGCAACACGAGGAAGAGUCUGGCUUAGAGGGGGUUACUGAUAGUAUAUCUGGUAUGCUACAGCAUGAUGAACCUGAGACAGAGGAAGUUGUAAAGGAAUUUUACUCUGAAAGGGAGGAAAUAGAAAGUCAACUCAGGGCAUCUGAUAUAAUGAGAGAGAAUGUGGUCACAAAUUACGCUAGUUUAAAUGACCGCCAGGACGAGGACAGGGCUGAAGAUGAUAUAAGUAUCAGCUCAUCCCAUCAGCCUUCCACUGAAGUAGACACAACGAACCCAGAGGAAGUAAGUGGUCACACAAAUGAAGAUGAGAAGACAAGAGAGGAUCCUUUUUCUGAGGAGGAGACAAAAGCAAACGACUCUGACUUUAACGACGACGAGACAGCAGACACAGUUGGAGAAUCCAACGAGGACAUACAUGCAGCGAGUGACAGUGAGGUGAAGGACGAGGACAGCGAUGGUGCUGCAGAAACCCGUUCAUCACAAGCACUUGUGGAUUUACAGUCAGAUGAUACACUGGGAGAAAAAGAAGAGAAAGUUGCCCAAAGUGAAUCUGAGGCCCAAGAGAAAAGUGAUGAAGUGUGUGAAGAGGAGAGCGUCGGCCUCACUCGUACUGCAGGUGGGACGGCUGCUGACCGUCAUCACGUAGAGGAAGCACCACCUGUGUCUGAACCAGACACCACACAGCAAGAGAAGAACAAGAGGACUGACGAGCAGGAGGAGUGCAGUCGGCCCCAGGAGGAAGAGGACAUCAUGGACAUCCCUCUGGACGACCCAGAGGCCAACAGGGCCGCCGCCAAGAUCCAGGCUGGCUUCCGUGGUCACAUGACCCGCAAGAAGAUGAAGCCAGAGGACAAAGCAGAAGGGGAGGAGGUGAGCAGCACCGGGGAUGUGCUCAACGGCAGCGAGGGGGCCACAGCGACAGGAGGAUCGGGGGCAGUAGAGAGCGAUGACACAUCUGUGCCAGAACAGUGACACCUCUGUCCUGACCUGGAUGAAGAGAAAGAGUGGGAGCAUGAGAGCGGGAGAUGGCUGACGGAGGCCUGAUAUGUUGACUGGUCUGUCUUACAGACACACCUUUUUACCCCAGGAGUCAUUUUCUUUUUCCAACACAAAUUAUCAGUAGAGAAUGAACAGUUUUGAGGGCGUGUUAUGUGAAUUUUGUGAACUUUUAACACUCCUCUGCUUCUCCAGCAGCCUCAUCAGUACGGAUGUCUUUGACCCAGAAUUUGCAACUCGCUGCAUGUUCUUGUGAAACUUCUGGUAGUGUGCUAGUUUUUAGACGAUGAUCUGUGAAUGUGAAAAUGCAAACGGGGCUUUUUUGGGAUGGAUACAGUCAUGCCAUCUGUGUACAAACCUUUUAUGCAUCCGCAUUAGAUUCAUCUGUAAGUGAGUAAUUUGUGGCUUAAAUUAUUCCCUGUUCUGCCUUGUUUUCUGGUGUGCUUGUAUUGUUACCAUUUACUAUUUGACUUGCUUACAAACAAAUUAAAAACAUUGCAACUAUGAAAGGAAAAUUAGCUAUGUACUGUUCUAUUAAUUCCACUGCAUUUACAUUGAUUCUUUUGUUUGGAUCACACGUAAGCUCUCUUUUCACCUGUUAAAGCAUUUUCUAUAAAUCUGAUCUUCCAGAACAGUAAGCAUGCAGUAAUCACUCUUUUUCUAGAUGCAUUUGGUACCGCUUCACCUGAUGAGACCCUGGUUCAAUGUGCUCUGUCGUUGUGUUGAUAGGUUUGACUUAAGGACUUGAAAAUUACAUUGUCAGAGUUUGCAGAGCUUUUGUGCUUUAAUUAGCUUUAAUUAAAUAGUACCCUGUUGAACUUUGCUGUAAAGGUAUGGCAUUACACAAAUAAAUCCACCUUAAAUAUA